This is a messenger RNA of Saxophila tyrrhenica, 2283 nucleotides long. RefSeq names its product vacuolar membrane-associated protein iml1. Gene Ontology annotation, biological process: negative regulation of TORC1 signaling; positive regulation of autophagy. Bases 1 to 2283 code for a protein of 760 amino acids. The record is from RefSeq and is a predicted model, not a curated record. The transcript is spliced from 2 exons. Lineage: Eukaryota; Fungi; Ascomycota; Dothideomycetes; Mycosphaerellales; Extremaceae. Gene Ontology annotation, cellular component: GATOR1 complex. Gene Ontology annotation, molecular function: GTPase activator activity.
AUGGGCCUGAGACGGGUUGCUUGCACGGUAGUGCUUCACGAGAGCACUUUGUCGAAAGAACAUGUGCUUUGCCCCUCCAGCCUACUGCCACCUGGUAGCGCCGCUUAUCUGGUCGCUGCCAAUACGAAAAGGCUCUGUGUCUUAGCUUGGGAGCCCUGGAACAAUCCCGACGAGGUGUCUGUCCAUGUCUCCCUCGCAAGGCAGCUAGGUUUCGACAACCGCAUGAAAGCAACCAUUGAAGUGGUAGAGGACAUCGAAGAGGCAACGGCAACGCAUGUGGAGCUUUUCUUCCGCGACCAGCACCUCUCGCGCAGUGACAUGUGGCAUUUGGAAUCUCAAAUCGAUGCUACUGUGCUCUAUCAAGGCCAGAUGUUGAGCUAUCUCGGCUCCCACGUCGCGAAUGUUGAGAACGUUUACAUUGCUGGGAAUCAGGUUGACUCGGCCUGCAUUCUUCAUCCACGUACGAAGCUCAUCUUCCGAAGCGGAAGUGCGAGAUACAUCAUACUUGUGCAAGUGUCCCGAGAAAUGCUUGAAGGUUGGAGCAACGGCGAUCUCCUGUACGAGGGUCUGCUGAACGGCUUCCUGCCCGACUUAUUUCGACGAUGGGAUAGCCUCAAGGUGCGCCACCAUGUCUCAGUCAUCUUGUUUGGAAGACGAUUGCUGCAGCCCGGACCCGCGGAGCCCAACGAAGGAGGUCGUCGUGAGGAGAGCGAGGACUUCUUUCAUGUCGCUGCAUCUGACGUGCCCAGCCAUGAGAGUAGCCAAAUCUUGCAGACACUCAAACGGAUCUUCAACGGAAAUGAGCUACCUCGAGACGUUUGCCUCGCUGCCAAAGGAAACAUGCUCCAAGCCAUCAACAUAGCGGCAGCAGAUUUUAUCCAGGUGAACUCGGAUCCACAUCUCGCAAGUACAGGUGCGGCCAUCAUCGCUGUCACGGCUGGAAGUGGCGUGUUCGAAACCGACCACGAGCUGCUCAGACGAACUACGCGGUUGCUGAUGGGUAACAGCGUGGGGGUUGAUUUGGUGUCAUUGGGUCCUAGGCCACUUCAUCCCGUGCCUCUCUUCCAAUACAGCAAGGAUGUAAUCGUAGAAUAUGCGCUGCCUCAUUGGGCAGAUAUAUCAUACUGGCGCUCCCAUACCAGCAACACUACGCAUUGGCUAUUGGACGAGACAGACGAGGAGACUAUAGGUGUGGUAUUGCCGUUUGUUGAGGUUGACAGACGUUCUUUUGAAGGGCAGCCUAGUGGCAUGUUCGAAGAUUUCGACAAGACCGUCUUUUCACACGCCGCCCGGAGUCCAACAUACCAGGCACCAACUCACUCUACGAGCCGUUUCUCGACAGUCGGAGCGAACAGUUCCGAUGUAUCAAGCAACACCGUUCGUCCCAUCGAUGCUGACGGUGGAAAACGUCUUGCCAAGCGAAGUGCUGAGCACACUGCCUCAGAGCGGCCUCAGAGCCCUCGCCCAGAGAGUCUUCUGAGCUUUCGCAAGUCCAAAAAGACAGCAACAGCGCCACAUCCUCUUCUACAGAUGGGACGAACCACAAGUGCAGGGACAAAAACCGCAGCAUUGAGUUCUGGCGUUGCAAGUGCGAACGUUUCCGUCCAGCAUACUCAGCAUGGACGAGAUGCUUCCAGCGGAUCCGAUCAGUCCAAUACGGAGAGCUCCAGCGGACUGGCCAAACAGAUCAGAGCAUCGCUGAGGAAGAAACCCUCACAGAUAAGUUUGGCACAUUCCCAUGCCCCUGAAGCCGUCUUGCCUAGCGAUCCCAUUGCAAUUCGAACUAGUCUGGAGCAGAGCGAGGAGGAUCCUGCAAGCCAAGUAGAGAAAGCUGUCAUGCAACAAUCGAGAUCAGCUGGACUCGACAACAUAGACUCACUCUCCGCUACUCCACGAGCGCGUGGGAAGCUGCCGGAGGGCAUGGUUCACCUGGAAGAGCAACACCACGCUGCCGUGUCGCCUUGGCUGACAUUACUCAACCCUUGCAAUCCACGAAAGGACAACAUGCGAGUCGCUAGUGAAUACCGACAAUGGCAGAAUGUGUUCCCGACAGCCGUCGGCCCCGACACGUUCAGGUACCAAACCCAUGCGCAAAACUCUGCCAUGUCUAAGACACUAGCUAACCCUUUUGCCCUUCUUUUUGCAGGUGGGAGUCGAUGGUACCAAACCCAUGGGGAAAACCCUACCAUGUCUGAGACACUGGCUAACCCUUUUACCCUUCUGUUUGCAGGUCACACCUGCCAUUCUGCCUUUACUUCGAGAAAGUCGCAUCUCACUCAAUGA